UUAGUAAAUCCGCGGGGUCAGACUGCCAUCGAUGUUUUCUUUUGUUUUAAACCACAAAUUUAAUAUGUAAAACUAAACAUUUUGAUCCAUAAAUAUGACUAAUCGAUGCAGUACAGUGACGUGCAAUAAAAACGCUUAAAUCGUGAACAAAUGCCAAGUCAUUUCAGUCGAAAUAACUCAAUUUCACCCGUGUAGUAUAUAUAUUUUUUUCGUGUGCUACAAGAAAUUUUCUCGGUCCGUUUCGGGGACGCAUGAAAAAUGGCGGCGUCCUCAGCUACGGCUGCAGCGGCGACCACAAUACCAACAGAGGCAAUAACGGAGGAAUGUAAAGAUGAAGAUGCUAUAAGCACGACACUGCAUUCGUGUGCAAAUGAUCCUGAUUUCGCAGUUAUUUGUGCGUUUUUACAAAAAUUCGCCAAAGAUUUGGGCCUGAUUUUGCCGAAUUUUAAGCAUUUGCAGGAGUGGUUGACAAACAACGAUGAAGUUCCUGAGCUGAAGGAUUUGCACAUCAAACUGCUGCGAAAGACCCGCAAAACGGUGCACGAGAAGAGCUGGGAAUCGGCUCUCAGUAAAUUCUGUUUUGGAUACUCUCUCCAAGAUGCCUGGGAAAUAGAACGCUUUGGCUAUAAAAACUCCAGCCUAAAAGUGAAACUAAGGAUAUUUCGGGAACUCCUGGAGAGCCAAUUCGAGCGCAAUGUCAAAUUUCGUGCCCACAUACUCACGCAGAAUUCGAAUACCCUGCGAUCGGAGCCCAUUGGACGUGAUCGACUGGGGCAUGCCUACUGGUUGACCCAGGACGAUGACUGCAAUCUGCGCAUCUAUCAGGAGCAUCUGGAUGAGGAAAUCUGGCAGGUGGUGGCCACCAAUCGGGACGAAUUCGUGAAUCUUAUUGCCAGGCUGCGUGGCAAUGAGGUGGUGCUGCCCUCCAAGGAUAUUGGCGAGGCGGAUGAGGAUACGAGCAGCAGUAACAGUUGCCCUGCCAAGCCGCCACCACCCGAAGAGAAGGAAGAAGAGGACGAAGACGACGACGAUGAAGACGAGGGGGAGAAUGAAGAGCAGGCAGAGCCACAAAUCAAGUUGGAGCCACCACCCGCGAAAUUGGUGCCCAAUUUGAAGAUCAAACUGCGCUCUCCCGAUCAGGACGAACAAAAGGCCAAAAGGGUCAAGCCACUGUUCAUCACGCAAACAAAACUGGGCGGCAGCUGCUCGCCGGCUCCGGCCAAGAAACGUUCCAUUGAGGAUGUGGACAGCAGUCCCACAGAGUCGCUGGAGGAGCAGCAAAAGAAACAUCGACCCACGCUUUUGGAUACCAAACGCAUCAAGAAACCCAGCCGCUACGAAAGCACAAAGGAUGAGAACGAUGCCGAAUCGGGCGACGACGAGGAGGAAGAUGAAGAUUCGGAACUCGAUGAGGCAGAAGAAGAGGAGGGCAGUGGAGACGAUGAUGAUGACGAUGAUGAUAUAGACAGUGCGGCAGCAGACAUCGAAGAGGAUGAUGAGGAAGACAAUGACGACGACGACGACGAAGUGGGCGAAGCCAUUGAAGAGCCCACCAUGACGGUGAGCGGCCAGGGCUCUGGCAGCGACUGUGAUGCUGCUGCCACUGCCUACCCGCACGAUGGCAAUUUCCUAAGCCAUUUCGAUCAAGAAACGGACGACAAUGAGCUGGAGCUGAGUGAAGCCAUAGAGGAGGCUGUCGUCCAUGUGUUUGGCAUGGGCAGUGGCGCCGAAUGUCUCGUGGGAAAUGGCAAAAACGAAGCUCCUGCGGAAGAGGCAGCUGUGACGGCGACGGCGGAGGCGUCAGCGGCGGCAUCAGCAUCCACACAUUCAGAGCCAAAGGCGACAUUCUUUUUCGGUGAACCCGGCUGCCUGAAGCUGAGUCCCAUUAAGCAAACACCAAAGCAGCAGGAAGCGAAACGAAGUAUUUUCGAUAGUCUAAACGAGGAGAAGACCAACGGGGAGAGUGGCACACCCAGAGAAGGCACACCGCCACGCAAUGGCAGGGACCUAAAGGAGGAGCCGGAGCCCGAGACCGAGCCCCAAACCGAGCAAGUGGCAGCAACCAAAACAGGCAACGAAACAAAAGAAAUCUCACAAGCAGCAGGGCAUACGGAGGCCCAGGAAGCAACGAACACAGAACAGCCAGAAUACCAGAUCAAAGUGAUUGAAACGAAUGAGAAAAUCUCGCAAGCACUUGAAGAUAAGCCCACAACACGCAAAGACGAUAUUAAAGAAAGCAAAACAAAGAAUAUACAGGAAAAAGAGUUGGAAAAUCACUCGAAAAAUGAGUCAAAUGAAGAGGAGGAAGCCGCGGCGUGCAGCGAAGCGUCUGUGGAGGCAAUUAAGAGUCCUAAGGGCAGCGCAAAAGCUACUGAAAGCAAUGCAGAACAAAAGGAAACUCAACCUGAAGCAAUUGUCAAUCAUAAUGGGCCAGUUCCAACAGAAACUGAGGCUUCCAAAGUGGUUAAGGGUUUGAUGGCAGAUACGGAAUCGACUAGAAGUAGUUCGGAAACGAUUAAAAGUAGCCCUGAAAAGGUUAAAGGCAGCUCUGAAUCGUCUCAAAGCAGUUCUGAAACGAUUAAAAGCAGUUCUGAAACGAUUCAAAGCAGUUCUGAAACAACAAAGAGCUGUAAGGACGCUGCUUCGAAUGAAACGGGACAAAGCAAAGCGAAUCAAACCCAAAAUGAAACCACAGCAGGUGGUAAACCUGUUCAAAAAGAAUUGGAAACGGUUAAAAGUGAUCUGAAAACAUUUGUGGAGGAUUCCAACAAGAUUUCAGAUGAUUCCAGACCCAAGCCAAGCAGCGAGAAAGAACCUGCUGCCUCGGCAGUCCACAGCAUGAGCAAAACCGAUGCUGAAAAGGCCAAGGAAUCAUCGCCCGAACCGGUUAAGGAAACGAUUGUUGAUACGACUUUGCUUCAAAGCAGUAAAACCCUUCCAAAUGACAAUAGUUCCACACUGCCGCCCAAGGAGCAGCCUAAGAUCGUCGCCGAAUCGCCGGCCACUGUUCCUCCCAAAGAGCAGGCAAAAGCCGUCGACACAGCCGUUAUUCUUCCCCUGCCGAAUGAGCAGCACAAAGCUAUCGGCGAAGCGGUUAUGCUCCCAAAAGAGCAACCCAAACCCCUCGCCGAACCGGGUACAACCGAAAUGAAGUCCGAAACUAGCAAUAAUGGCUCUCACAAUAAGGAAAAGCCAUCAGAAAAUGUACAAAACGAUUUGCCCAGCACCUCCAAGGCUUCAGUUCCCAAGGACAAUGGCGAAAAGAGGGAGCCUGCAGGCAAAUCCCUGCCAGUGGAAGCUCCAGCUGUAGAAUCUGUACCUAAAUUCGAUUUGGCAACGAGCAUCAAAGCUACAGCAAGUGAUUAUCUGAAGCCUGCAACGAUGCUGCCCAAUCGCAAGCGCCGCCUCAACGACUUUGUGGCCGCACCCGCCCGACCAUCCACCUCCGAGAGCGAAGUGGAUGCCCAGCAGCACGAGGAGGAAAUCGAUGAAGCGCUGGACGAUCUGGAUGUGGGUGGCAAACGCAUUAAGAUGCGUCCCAAGACCUCGAAUGUGGAGGCGCGUCGCAAGGUGGAGGCACAGAAGACCCAGGUCGAGGAGACGACCUCGUCCAGCGGCGAAGAAGAUGCGCGAAGUCGCCGCAAGAUUAUAGCCCCAAAGCGGCACUUGGAGAAGGCGCCCGUGACCAAGCAGAAGCCAACGCUGGCCGAGAUUAUCGAGAAGAAACUGAAGAAAACGCCCGAAAAGGUGGCCGAGUAUAUGCCCGACAAAUUGCCAGAAAAGGAGCCUGACAGUAGGAUGCCCGAGCAGCACACAGAACCAAUGCCAGCGGCGACACUGCCGCCAGCGCCUGCCAGAGAAGCAACGCCACCCGCUCCGUCCUUCAGUCAUCCGAAGAAAUCGCCAAUAACAAAGCCGCUGAAGAAGAAUCUGCUGACGCAGAUGCGACAGGAGGAAAGCGACGAGGAGGCCGUACCCAGGAAGCGUACAAAUAGUGAGACAGUAGCACCCACACCAGCACCUGCACCGCCACCUGCUGUGCUGGAGGAGCGUCAACGCAAGCGUCGCAGCAGCGAGGAUGCCAAAGAUUCCAGGGAAUCUUCGUGCAACGAGGCUCCACCGGCAGUCAGCGAGAAGCUGAAACGCAACAACGAGCAGGACAUCGCGGAAGAAGAGGAUCAGGGCGCGUCGCCAUCUCCAUCCAAGGAGAAGGCUGUGCGGGCAGCACCAACCAAGGAACAGCUGCCAUCGCCUCUUCCCCUUUUAAUCAAGGAGAAGAUUCUGCACGAAGCACCUCCGUCGCCGCCACCAGCCACGCUGGCUGCAUUGCCUUUGAUGCUGCCACCACCCAAAGAGAAGUCUCCAGCAGUCAAGGAGAAGUCUCCACCAGCCAAGGGGAAGUCUCCGGCGACCAUUGCACUUAAUGAGAAGUCUCCGACGGCAAUUUCCAGCAUGGAGAAUGCUUUGGCGACUAAUCCCAUCAAGGAGAAAGAUGCGUUGCCCUCCCCAUCCACGGAGAAGACACCAUCGCCGCCAGCAGCAAAGGAGAGGGCACCGCCACCCGCCAAGAAGAGGUCUGUGUCGCCACCACGAGCCUUGGUGAAGGACACAUCGCCGCCGCCAGUAAAAGAGAAGAUUCCGGCGAUAAUUCCAAGCAAAGAGAAGGCUCAGGCUCCCGUGGCACCAGCAGCCAAGGAGAAGACUCCCGUGGCACCAGCAGCCAAGGAGAAGACUCCCGUGGCACCAGCAGGCAAGGAGAAGACUCCCGUGGCACCAGCAGGCAAGGAGAAGACACCCGUGGCACCGCCAAUCAAGGAGAAAACUCCAGUGUCGCCGCCAGUUAAGGAAAAGUCUCAAGUGGCAGCGCCAACAAUGGUGAAGGUUCCUCCAUCGCCACUCAAAGUGAAGGAGCUGUCGCCAGCCCCAGCCCAAGUGCAAGAGAAGCCGCGAGUGGCAGCGCAGAUCAAAGAAAAGUCUCCAGUGCCAGCGCAGGUCAAAGAGACGACCCCAACGCCGCCCCAGAUCAAAGAGCGAGCUGCAGCGCCAACUCAAAGUCUCCCAGUCAGAGAGUCAUCUCCGCCGCUGCCCGCGAAGGACACUUCAUCCCCUCCCGAGGGCUCUGCGCGUCGUUCCGGGCGUCGUGGUGGGGCCGCCGUAGUUUAUUCGGAACUGCCGCAACCCAAACGAACGCGCGGCGGACCCAAGGAGAAACCCAUGCCCGAGGCAAAGGCAGGGGUGAAGCAUGAAACCAGUGAGGAGGAGGAAGAGGAGGACGAGGUGGAGGACAUUGAAGUGGAUCCCCCAAAGGUAGCAACCAAAUUAAAGGCUCAAAUAAAAACAGAAACGGCAGCAAAGAAGGAGGAGGCGCCUCUCCAGAAGAAACCUCUGAAAGAGGAGAAACCUCUACCCCCCAAACAACCGGUGGGCCGUGGACGCGGUCCGCGCAAGAAGCGCGAGGUGGACACCACCAACAUCAUUGAGUGCGUGGACUCUGAGACGCCGGUGCGUCAGUCGCGACGCAUUGCCCAGCAGAAGAUCAAGGAGGAGGCCGAACGGCGCAAGCAGGAGGAAGUGGCACUGCGGUCCAUGAAGCAGGAGCUCAAGAAAAAGAAGAAGGCCCAAAAGGAGCAAGAUCCCACAGUGCCCGAGCCGUCGAGGAGCGAGGAGGAAGAGGAGGAGGACGAGUCCUCGGAGGCCAGUGAAGCGGAGGAGGCUAAAAAGAAGAAGAAGAAGCUGCCGGGCAAGGAUGGCUGGUCCUCGGACUCGGAUCAACAGGCGGACAGCGAGGAGGAAGAGGAGGAACCACCACACUACGACACAGAUCCCGGCUCGCCGCUCUUCCGCUCGGAUCACGAGUUCUCGCCCGAAUCCGAGCUGGAAGACGAGUCGCAGGUGGUGCCCAUGAAGCGCGCCCGCACGGUGCGCAAGGAGAACGAGGAGGACUACGAUGCGGACGAGGCGUGCAACGAGUGCGGCAAGUCCGACCAUCCCGAAUGGAUCCUGCUCUGCGAUACGCCCAACUGCAACAAGGGCUACCACUGCUCCUGCCUCUCCCCGGUGCUCUUCUACAUACCCGAGGGCGACUGGCACUGUCCGCCCUGCCAGCAGGAGCAUCUGAUCGUGGCCCUGGAGCAGCAGCUGCUGCGCUUCGAUCAGAUGGUCGCCCACAAGCAGCAGGAGAAGCGUCUGGCUGAGGUGGCCGAGCGCGAGCGACAGCAGCGGGAGGCCCUCAAGCUGGCCGAAGAUCUUGAGGCCUCCAAGGCGGAGCGCCAUGCCCGUCACGACGACGACGACGACGAUGAUGAUGAUCGGGAUGAGGCGGCCAGCAAGCAGAGCAAAGCGGACAAACCCAAGAGACGCCGCGGCGACGGGCGCAGCAAUCGCAAGGCAGCCAAGCGCGGCACAAGACGGCGACGCGGCGGCGACUCGGACAGCAGCAGCGGCGGUGCGGGCAAAAGCCAGUCCGGGGGCAGUGCCUCCGGCUCCGGGUCGAGCAGCAACAGCAGCAGCUUCUCCGAUUCGGACGAUGAGCCCAUCUACAAGCUGCGCAAGCGCCGUCAGAUCAAUGUCAGCUACCGCCUGAAUGAGUACGACGAUCUCAUCAAUUCGGCGCUCAAAAAGGAAAUGGAUGAGGUGGCCGGAGCGGGCAAUCUGGGCCGCGGCAAGGACAUUUCGACCAUUAUCGAGGCGGACAAGGAGAAGGCGCGUCGCGACGACUUGCCCGAGGACGAUGAGGAGCAGCAGGCAGCGCCCGAGGAGCAGGCUCCAGCCUCUGUGAAGGCAGAGAAACCCACAAAAUUCAGCAGCAGCUCUGACAACGACGACGACGACGACGAUGAGGUGCCCCUGAAGCGCAGCAAAUCGAAGCAGCCGCCAGCGAAAAAGAAGGCCCGCAAACUGACCACGCUGGAUGUGAGCUCCGAGGAGGACCAUGGCAGCGAUGAGGACUUCAAGACCUCCAGCUACACCGACGAGGACACCUCACAGUCCGCCUCCGAUGACUCGGACUCCAGCUUGGAGGUGUACCGGCGUCCGGGCCGCGGCAAGAAGCAGCGAAAGGCGGCCAGAAGAGCAGCCCGCGAGCGUCGCAAGGAUCGCAAAUUUGUGGUCGAAGAGAGCGACGAAAGCGAGGAGGAGCUAAAGAAGCCCAAGUCCAAGAAGAAGAAGAAGGAGGAUUCCGACUACACGGAAACGGAGACGGACGACGACGAGGACAAUGGCUCCGAGCUGACCGAGAACAUGGACAGUGCGGAUCUGUGCGACGACACGACCAGCGACAGCGAGGAUGGCGCCUGGCAUCCGUCCAAAAAGAAGAAAACAAACAAGAAGUGCAGCUCGGCCGCGGGCAUAGCCAGGAAAUCGCCCAAGCUGAAGAAACCCGCGCCGCCGGCCAAGAAGCCGAAACGCUUGGAGUACUCCGACGAUGACAUCAGCGAAAGCGAACCGGAGGAGGAGGACGAGGACGAUGAUGAGGGUGCGCCGAUCUCGGGCAAGGGUUCGGGCAAGCAGCCACGCUCACAGCCGCUGAAGCCCAGCGCCGCCACCGCCGGGCAGACGGGUGGCAAGGGCAAGGGCAAGUCGGGCAAGUCCAAGAAGAAGAAGCCCCCAUCCACCGACGAGGACGAGGGAGCCGCCUCGGAUGAGCGGACGCGGACGCGCGGCCGUCGCUAUGCCUACAUCGAGGACUUUGACGACGACAGCUCGGACGGCGGCAUCAAGCCGGGCGUCCAUCGGCCGGACACACCGCCCGAGGAGCGCCAGAAGUUCAUCCAAAAGCAGGAGGAGAUCAAACGGAUGCUGGCCGAGAAGAAUGCCGAGGGAGCCAAGCUGGCGGCCACGCCACGCCUCACGCCCAUCAAGGGCACGGCACCGGGUGGCCAGGCGGCACCCAGCGCCGGUGCCGGCGCCGGCGCCACCCAGGAGAAGCGAACGCCCAGCAAGGGACCAGCUGGUGGGGGGGACUCGCUGUCCACGGUGCCGCUGUCGGUGAUCCGGCAGGCCAAGGUGCUGGACAUUGACUAUCUGCAGCGCAAGGGCGAGACGAUUGGCGACCUGGACGACAAGGACGAGUCCGAGGAGCUGGACGAUGCCGAAAUGAUGCUCGACGAUGCCGAUCUGCCCGAGGACAUGGAGGAUGCCAUUGCCCGGAUGGUCGAGGAGGAGGAGCAGUUCAGUGCAGCGGCAGCCAGAGAGCUGCCCGGACCCGAGGAGGUGCUGCGCACCACACCCGCCAAGGCCAAGGCCAGCAAAGUGUCGACAGCAGCCCCAGAGACGCCGCCAAAUCCUACAGUUCCUCAUGCAGCAGCAGCAGCAGCAGCAGCCGCAGCCGCAGCCGCAGCGCCGCCAUCGGGUCUGCAGGAGCCGCAUCGCAAGCGUCUGCCCAUGCCGACGAUGCAUCCGCCUCUGCUGCGUCAUCAGUUUCCGGGGCCACCUGCAUCUCUGCUGCCGCCGCCACAUGGCAUGCAUCCCAUGCUGCAGCGUCAUCUGUCGCAGGGAGUGGCGCCGCCACAGGCCAUGCAGCUGCUGCAGAAUGCGCUCUCCGCGCCGCUCGGCCAGCCGCUGGGCCGUGGCAACUAUCCAGCGCCACCGCCCUCGGCCCAGCACUUGCCACUAGUCAUGUCCAUGCCCUCGGCGGCGGCGGCGGCGGCUGCCCAUCUGAUGCACCAGGCCACGGUGGCCACGCAACAGGCGGUGGCUGCAGUGCCACAGACAGCCGGCCCCGCUCCGCCGGUCGAUAGCAAGCCGCGUGGCAGGCGGAAAAAGGUGACGCCGCUGCGCGAUCAAUUGCAGAAGCAACAGGCGGCGGCGGCCGUGACGGCUGCCUCGACGACACCCGGCACAGCGGCGCCACCCGUGGACAAGAUUAAGGGCGUGCCCGCGCAGCUGUUCAAACCGCACGACGAUGCCCCCCCACCACCAGCCACAACGGUUGCCGCCGCCUCCUCACAGGCGUCGGUAAUCACGCGAAUGCCGACCCAUCUGUCGGCGCAUCCGCAUCCGCAUGCACGGGGCCCGCCCGCUGGCAUGUAUCCGAGCAGCGCGGAAUUGGCUCGUUUCUAUGGCCAACCGCUGCCGCCGCCGCCGCCCACCUCUGCAGCGGGCUCGCGCUCGCCAUCGUCUGGCGUGGGCCCAGCCUCGUCGCCGGGUCCACCACGUCACCUGCUGCGUCCGCAAAUGCCACCCGGCCUGCCGCCGCCCCACUCAGCGCUGCGACCCACCUACGGACCGCCGCCGCCGCUGCGAGGAGCGCCACCGCCCACAUCGACACUGCCCAGCAGCGGAGCGCCGCCCAAUGCGCGUCCCCCGUACAUGCACGGAGCGGAGCAUCACGGCGGACCGCCGCUGGGCAGUGUCUAUGGCUCGGGACCGCCACCAGCGAGACAUGCCUCGCCCCACUUGAAUCCCUACAGCCGCGGUCCGCCCAUCUAUGGCAAUCCCAAUUAUCCGCCCCGCGUUGUUGGACCCCCAGGACCGCCCGGCAAUAUGCGUCCCGGUGCCGUGGACUAUGUGGCAGGAGCACGCGGCUAUCCACCGUAUGGCUACUAUGCGCCGCCGCCGCCGUUGAGCACACCACCCGCCCAUGCAGCACCCAGUUCGGUGAUUGUGAGUGCACCGCCGGUGACGGUGACGCCCACAAAUCAUUCGGUAUCCGCCUUGACGCGUGGCAAAUCACCAGCUCCGGUUGCGGUUGCUGUUGCAGCUGCAGCGCCGCCAGCAGAAGUAAUAGCAAUUGCCCACAAGCCCCAGCAGCAGCCGCAGCAGCAGCAGCAGCACCCACCGCAGCCGCAGCCACAGCCACAGCCAACGGUGAUAACGAGCAAAAAACUGACAACACUGGAGGCCUAUCCUGUCGGUUCGCCAGCAGCGGUCAUAGCAGAGGAGGAUUCCGGCUCGGCGCACGACACCAGCGGACCGCCGUCCGUGGCGACGGGUCCAGCGGUGGGCGAGUUCAGUGGCUUGGUGAGCUACUUUAGCUCCCAGCAGGAUGACUACGACACAUAACAAGCGCCGCUGGGUGCCUAAAAUACACAAAAACAAAAGGACUGUAUAUAAAAUGUAGCCCGUAAGGAGGGGAUGGACGAUGCGUGUAUAGAGUGUGUUGGAGGAAGCCUAACCGCUGCUUUAGGCCACUUAUUGCAAAUUGAAAAUCCUACAAAACCCAAGCAAUAGAAGCAGAAAUACGUUGAAUUUCGUGCUGUAUUUAAAAUUGGUAUGUUUCGUUUCGUUUGAUGAUUUUGUAUUUUUUUUUCUAAAUCUGAAAAGGAAUUUCUCUACCACAUUUUACAAUUUAAUUUAUUUUCCCCCCCUGCCCGCGUCAUUUACUUGCUUGUGGCUCUUAGAGUUUAUUAGCUAAAGGCAAAAGAAACCAUCAACUACGUCUAGUAUUUUACAUUUAGCUGUAUUAUUAUAUUAUUCGAAGCAUUAAUUUAGAUAUUGAUACAUACCAUUAAAUACUAAAAGAACGAAAAGAAGAAACAAACUAAAAAGCAUAAACUAAAUAAAUGGAAUCACACGACAAA
Drosophila obscura is the source of this 10520-nucleotide messenger RNA. Its product is annotated as microtubule-associated protein futsch. Gene Ontology annotation, cellular component: RSF complex. The record is from RefSeq and is a predicted model, not a curated record. Lineage: Eukaryota; Metazoa; Arthropoda; Insecta; Diptera; Drosophilidae. Gene Ontology annotation, biological process: regulation of DNA-templated transcription.